GAGAACGUCGGCACAGCAGACUUUUAUUCUCCUGAAGACUUCAACUAGUCUCAACACACCCACCACCAUGUACAAGGCCGUGCUGAUCCUCGCCGUCGCCGUGCUGGCCUGCGCCAACGCCGGAGUGAUCCUGGGCGCCCCCGGCCUGAUCGGCGCCCCCGGCCUGAUCGGCGCCCCCGGCCUGAUCGGCGCCCCCGGCCUGAUCGCCGCCCCCGGCCUGCUGGCCGCUGCUCCGGCGGCCGUGGGCAUCGCCCCAGCCCCGGGCUACGUGGCCGUCACCAGGGGAGCCGUGCACGUGGCUCCUCUGCCGGGCAACGUGCCCUAUGCCAGCCACCACGUGAACCUGGCCCCCGCCCCCGGCACUCUGUGAGCGGCGACACCACCCACCUCCUCGCUCCCUCCUCCUUAUUGUUCAUAAAUAAACUACAGUAAUGUUUUCAACUAUAUCGGUAUUUUUCUUCCUUCCCCACGACUAAAGGAUGCUAAGGGCCGAAUUCAGAAUUGUCCUACGAAAGUACAUCCCACUCAUUCACCUGGAAGCCUCUCCACCUCUUGUACUUCAUAAAUGCCUUUCAAGUGAAUGCCUGUUACCAUUUGCUUUCAGCAGAGAUCUGGCAACACUGCAUCAAAUUUUCUGAUGUUGAACUUUUGAAGAGUGCGUGUGAUAAACAGAGAUAGGAAAGGAUCCAGAUGGAGCUUAAGGUCUGUUUCUGAGGGGGAGGGGGGGGGUUAGGGGGAGGGGAUGAAGCCUUGAGAAGAGGAGAAAUCAGUAACCUUCACUUUCUUAUAACGGCCUUUUACUUGCAAAUCUAUUCGCUGUACUAGUAUUUGUAGUUACAAGACCUCAUUUUUCAUGAUUUAUGGAACGUAGCGAAUCUUUACGUUCUUUAAAAUUGGAUUACAUCAGAAAUAUGACUUUUUUCCUAGAACAAAAAUUGUACAAGAGUCGACUUAGGUCAGAGAAGUCUGUAAUGCAUUUUUUGUCUUCCUGCUGUAGUGUAUGAAAGCCUAAGGCAAUGUAAAGAAGAGAUUGAAGCAAAACCUUAACAGACUGGGAAAAUAUAUUUUCACGAGUUAAGUAUGCCUAUCAUAUUAUGUAAGUUUAAUGUUAAAUUUGGCCUAAUAUGUGUUUUGUGUAUAAUUUCAUACCAGAUUUCAUGGCAGUACGCAGCAACACAGUAGACAUUUAUGUGGUCAAUAUAUGGGGAAUAAAUUAAAAAAACAAUCAGAUUAAACUCGGUGAAAAUUACACAAUGCCUGAAAAUAUUUUUGACUAUCAGCUGUGACAUAUUACUGUCACUAAUGAUAAGACAUAAAUAAUGUUCAUAAACAAAUAUCUAUUGUUAAUGCCAUUUUAAUUGUGUUAGUUACCAAGCCUGUGCAAAUACUAGUUUUAAGAUGUAAAGCGCAUAUCAAAUCAAAUUUUAAAAUAUUUGCAAAAUCAAAUCCAAUUGCAAAAUAAUUGUUCUUGGCGAAGCUGUAUUACAAUUAUUUUUAUAAAAUACAAGAUUAAAAUAAAACUUUUUUUUUUAUAAAUGUUUGUGA
This is a messenger RNA of Bacillus rossius redtenbacheri, 1545 nucleotides long. RefSeq names its product adult cuticle protein 1-like. The record is from RefSeq and is a predicted model, not a curated record. Bases 68 to 370 code for a protein of 100 amino acids. The transcript has 2 exons. NCBI's taxonomy places the organism in Eukaryota, Metazoa, Arthropoda, Insecta, Phasmatodea, Bacillidae.